Messenger RNA from Hypanus sabinus (Atlantic stingray), 11761 nucleotides. RefSeq names its product WNK lysine deficient protein kinase 1b (gene wnk1b). Bases 2 to 8518 code for a protein of 2838 amino acids. The transcript has 30 exons. Gene Ontology annotation, molecular function: potassium channel inhibitor activity; protein serine/threonine kinase activity; ATP binding. Gene Ontology annotation, biological process: monoatomic ion homeostasis; positive regulation of sodium ion transmembrane transporter activity; negative regulation of sodium ion transport. The record is from RefSeq and is a predicted model, not a curated record. Gene Ontology annotation, cellular component: cytosol; cytoplasm. Lineage: Eukaryota; Metazoa; Chordata; Chondrichthyes; Myliobatiformes; Dasyatidae.
AAUGUCAGAAAGCGCAGACAAAAUUGAUUCAUUAUUGCGACCUCCUAAAAACGGUACCAAUUCUAGUUCUGACACGACAAUAGGAGAACGUUUUGGAGUAAGUAUGAGAAAAAAGGAAGAGUUCAACGCCCUCAGGAGGCGGAGGCAUACAAUGGACAAGGAUAGCAAAGCAGAACACCAACGUUUUAUUAGGAGGAGUGUGAUCUGCGAUUCUAACGUAACCGCAUUGGACCAUUUACCUAGUAAAACCAGCAUUAUCGUUUCUCCGCCUGAGUCGGAUAAUACAACCAUAUUAAUAAGUGGUGUUACCAAUAAUAGCGAAACGCGGCCUCCAAUACAAGGAACUCCUGUUGACCCAGUGUCUGCUGCAGUUUCUGUAAUUGGCGAAGAAAAAUGCGAAAACUGUACUGAUGGCAAUGCGAAAGAUGAAAGUAGGGUCGCUGGUAUUGGUGAUGAACCAUCUCGGCCCCCUAUCCGAUCGCCCGAUGUUUACGUUUGCAAUCAUGCCGCAAAUACAGUUGGCGGCAUCAUCAGCAAAGACAGAAAAAAGCAAAAAGCUGUUCCAAUCAGGGAGGAGGUUGAGUCGAAAGUCAGCGAGGAGGACAGUGCGGAGAACCGAGAAGCGGAGGAGGCAAGAAAUCUCGAGAGGAAGGCGCAGGAAGAUAAUGAAGAAAUAGAGACAAAGGCUGUGGGAACUUCCCCUGAUGGGAGGUUUUUGAAGUUUGACAUAGAAAUUGGGAGAGGAUCUUUCAAAACUGUCUAUAAGGGUCUAGACACGGAAACGACUGUUGAAGUAGCCUGGUGUGAAUUGCAGGACCGAAAGUUGUCAAAAUCAGAAAGGCAAAGGUUUAAAGAAGAAGCUGAAAUGUUAAAGGGCUUGCAGCAUCCGAAUAUAGUCAGAUUUUAUGAUUCUUGGGAAUCAACGUUGAAAGGAAAGAAAUGUAUAGUGCUGGUGACAGAAUUGAUGACGUCGGGAACUCUGAAAACCUACUUAAAAAGGUUUAAGGUGAUGAAAAUCAAAGUGCUUCGAAGCUGGUGCCGUCAAAUCUUGAAGGGACUCCAUUUUCUUCAUACUCGUACCCCACCUAUCAUCCACAGAGAUUUGAAGUGUGACAACAUCUUCAUUACAGGCCCUACUGGAUCAGUUAAAGUUGGUGAUCUUGGCCUUGCUACACUAAAAAGGGCAUCAUUUGCAAAAAGUGUAAUAGGUACCCCUGAAUUCAUGGCUCCUGAGAUGUAUGAAGAAAAAUAUGACGAAUCUGUUGAUGUUUACGCUUUUGGGAUGUGUAUGCUAGAGAUGGCAACGUCAGAAUAUCCAUACUCGGAAUGUCAGAAUGCUGCUCAGAUCUAUCGUAGAGUAACUAGUGGAGUGAAGCCGGCCAGUUUUGACAAAGUAGCAAUCCCUGAGGUUAAAGAAAUAAUUGAAGGAUGUAUCCGCCAGAACAAAGAUGAACGGUAUGCAAUUAAGGACCUUCUGAGUCAUGCUUUCUUUCAGGAAGAUACUGGUGUUCGUGUAGAGUUGGCAGAAGAAGAUGAUGGAGAGAAACUUGCAAUUAAGCUUUGGCUGAGAAUUGAGGAUAUCAAGAAGCUUAAAGGAAAAUAUAAGGAUAAUGAAGCCAUAGAAUUCUCAUUUGACUUGGAAAGAGAUGUUCCAGAGGAUGUGGCACAAGAAAUGGUGGAAUCUGGAUUUGUAUCUGAGGGAGAUCACAAAACAAUGGCAAAAGCUAUCAAGGAUCGUGUAUCACUAAUCAAACGAAAGCGUGAACAACUCCAGUUGGUCAGGGAAAAACGGAAAAAGCUAGAAGAACAGCAGAAGAAACAUGAUCAACUGCAGCACCCAAAAGCUCAACAAGGUGCUAGUGUCACUCAAACUGGAGGAGGGCAUCCAUCCCAGUUAUCUGCCACAGCAGUCUCUUCUUCCCUUACUGUAACACCACCAACUCAAGUUGAACCUGAGGAGCCUGAAGCAGAUCAACAUCGUCUUCAAUACCAGCCAGCUGGUAACUCUGUUAUAUCUGAUGGCAUUUUUGACAGUGGCCAGAGUUCUUCUGGGUUUUCAGAUUCCCAUCUUAGUCAAGCAGCUUCCUACGGUUCAGCUCAAGAACAGCACAUUUCAUCCAGCCAACCCCCAUGUUACAGUCCUUCAACCGUCCAGGCAGCAUCGCAACAGCUUGGUGGCCAUCAACAGUCCACCGGUCAGCCCCCAUCUCUUGUGCAUCCUUGUGGGGGAGUUACAUCACAACCAGAGACUGGUUCAUAUCCAUCUAUUCCUCAAAGACCAUUUUCUUUCUCUCCACCACCAAGUUUUCCUCUGAAAUCUGCUCAUCCUCAACGCCGCAAAAGUACUUCAUUCCUGGAAGCCCGAACAUGCCAUUUUCAGCCAAUGACAAGGACUGUAGGACAGAACAUUCUGUCUCCUGGUGAUUUUUCAAAUCUGAAUGUUGAAAGCUCAGCCUUGAAAGGCUUGAUUACUCAUAGGUCUGCCAGUGAACCAAUCCGUAUUGAAGGUCAGGUGCAACCAGAGCAAGUCCAUACUUUCAUUGAAAGCAGAUCAGGAUUGGAUCAGUUUGAAGACAUUCCACUUUUGUGUUAUCCUUGUAAUGUGCAGCUGCAGCAAACUUUACAAGACCCCUAUGACGUUGUAACACAUAGUAACUUUCCCACUAUUGCAUUUUCUUUGCAUCAAAUUCCAACUGAAGUAAAAGUACAACAGCAGCAGAUUUAUUCCCAGCCCUUGAGUUUGAAGGAGUCCUUUAGUGGUUCGACUUUCCUCCCCUGCCCAAAACAAAAUCUAAUGGGCCAUAUAUCUCAAAAAAUGCAGGCGACAUCUCACACGAUACCAGCUCAUAUUUCAAAUCUACCUUCUCAACUUCAACUGCCGCAGGAUAUGACACAAAUGCAUGGACAGCAUGGGAAGGUUGGAGAACCGCAGGCAGUAUUUUCGAUGCCAUCUAAAGUAUUUAUACCUGUACGGGAUGAUAAGGAAGCUCAAAGUGAAUCUGCAAUAGCGGGUGUACGCACACAAAAUAGUGUUGGGACAAUGAAUACUGUGCUCUCUCUUCCACAUUUGAUUGCCCCUCAUUCAGCGCCACCUAUUCCACAUUUAAAUGAAAACAGAAGUGGGUCAGUGUUUGAUUUUCAAGUUUCUCCAGUUCACGUGGAGACUAAUGGUAUCCAAAUUCCAUUUCUGCCGUCUAUUCAAAGGAGUUACAGAAGUCGGCGGGGUUCAGUGGAUCUCAGUUUGGAUGACAGCCAAGGAACUGGAAUGUACAGCAGGCUUCAGCCAGUAACCGAAGGUCAAGUUGUUUAUUUCAGUUCAGAUACUUUGGUACUUCCAGGAGACUUCCUGCGGAGGAGACAGCCAAGGUCAGAAGAGCUCUCUCAGAAUCUCAGUCCGCAGCGUUCAAGUGACUCUGGUCAGUCAAGUUCCUCAGAAGCAAGGGAACUUCAUUCACCAUCACCUUUGGGUUCCACAACUCCAUACUUCAAUGUAUCAUUGUAUCAUGAGCAGCAACAAGUUUUGCCGGAGCACGACACUGAUUAUGAAACAUUGCAAAGUGUGCCAGUUUCACUUGCUGCAUAUCCAUCAGUGUUCAUUCAGACCAACACAGAAUCUUUUCCACCACCCUCGGGGACAGCUGGCUUGUAUCUCCAAGUCAUGGAAGGAUCAAGUUACCGACCUGUUUCAUCCCAGCAGAACUUGCCACUGGAUCACAGUUCUGCAGAUGGACAGUGUCUACCUUUGGUACUUACAUUUCAGGUACAAAUGCAGAGCCAACUCCCUUCAACCAAUCUUCCUCUGGGUGUGACCUCACAGCAUACAUCGUCACAACUGCCAUCAAGUUCCAUGCAGCAGACAAACCAGUUUGGCAGUUACUUCACCCCAACGUAUCUUCCACAGACAAUACAACAGCAAUCUGCCCAGCAUUCCUUGCCACAGGUGAAAUCAAGCGGCCCAGUUCAAGUUGUUUCUCCACAUCAAAGUGUACCCAUUGUUCAGAACCAAAUACUUGCUACUCAACAAGGUCCUACUUCAACACAGAAUUAUUCAACACAAUUGCCAAGUGUAGCUCCAAGUCCUGUGAAAUCUUCUACUGGUGUUCAGUCCACUGUAGUCUCACCACCACUUCCAGUUUCUACUGAAGUUGUAUCUCAGCCUGUUACACAACCAUCGUAUCAUGUUGGACAUGCUGCAAAUAUGGCACCACCGUACAUUGAAUCUUCAGCAGCUGGACAAACAAGAGGACUGCAACCUGGAACCACUACUAUUCAGAACCAGAUUGGGCCUCCAAAUCAAUUACAGACACAAGCAUCGCAAGAGAUGUCCCAGGCUUCUCCACAGACAUUGACUGUUGAGCAGUUACAGUUACACCAGUUGUGUUCAUCUGUAGACAGUGCUCACUCUGAUGUUGCUUCGGGGAUGAGUGAUGGAAAUGAAGGCCUUCCAGCAGGUGGAGGAAAUGACGGCCUUCCAGCAAGUGGGAGACAUGAAGGGAGAUCAGCAAAACGACAUUAUCGCAAAUCUGUGAGGAGUCGUUCACGUCAUGAAAAAUCAUCCAGACCAAAGUUACGAAUUCUUAAUGUUUCAAAUAAAGGAGAUCGGGUUGUGGAAUGUCAGUUGGAAACACACAAUCGAAAAAUGGUUACCUUUAAAUUUGAUUUGGACGGUGACAAUCCAGUAGAGAUAGCAUCUAUUAUGGUUCAGAAUGAAUUUAUCCUGGAGACUGAGAGGGAAUCAUUUAUUGACCAAGUACGGGAAAUUAUUGAAAAGGCUGAUGAAAUGCUGAGUGAAGAUCCAAGUGGGGAACCAGAAGGUGAUCAAGGAUUGGAGACUGUAAAAACCCAGGUUGAUGUUUGCUUUAGUCAAGCACAGACUGUGGAGGGAAUGUACAGACAACAGGAAGCUCUAAUAUCUGUACCACUUCAGUUAGGUACACAAGCAGGCUCUGCAAUGCAAGUGGUCCAUUCAGCUGGAAGACGAUUUAUUGUCAGCCCAGUUCCCGAGAGCAGAUUACGAGAACCGACAUUAAGUAUGGGUGUCACUUCAGUUAAAGAAACUUCAACAGCUGUUUCCCAUGGUCACAAUCUAAACCUGUCACACUCAGCUUCGUCAGUGAGUUUGCAACAAGCCUUUUCAGAUUUAAAGCACAAAGCUUUUCAAGAGGGCCCUAGUACUGCCCCUCCUAUCUUCAGCCAAACCAUCCCACCAUUUUCUGUGGUAGCUCCAGAAAUGGCUAGUGUUGGCCAAGGAAUUAAUACACAAACAGUGGUGACAUCCUCAGGACCUGCUACUGUUGUAGCUGCUAGUUCUGCGUCUCAAGCCAACAUGCAAAGUAUUCAGUCACAAUCAGAUGAGCAGUUAACUAAUGAAACCAUUGCUGGCGUAAUUGUCUCUAACACUACUUUGCUGCCUCCAGCCUCGCAGCCAGCUCAGCAGUCAGUUGGUGGCAUUUCUGCCAAUGUAAGCAUUCCAACUUGCAUGUCUCCACCACAAUCAUCCCAGAUAAGUCUGCAAAUAAUUGGAGGCUCUACUGCAAGUGUUUCUGCUCCAAGUUCAGUGUCUCCACCACUGUCAUCGCAUCUUGUUCAACAUUUGAUUGGAGGAGCUGCAAUCAGUGGUGGGCCUUCAGCUUCAGUUUCUCCAUCUUUCACCCAGACUGUGAUAGUGCAAGCUUCUCAACAACUUAGUGGUGGUGCUGUGGUCAGUCUGGCAGAAUCGUCAGCUCCUCUGAGUACAUUACAGAGCAAGGCAGAGAUUUUGUGCAGUACAACCCAAGCUGAAGAUCAGCCGAUAGAAGGUAGUGGCAUGACUCUGGCAGUCUCUACUUCACCGCCAUCCUUACCAUCCACUUGUGACACUCAGACUCCUGUGAGCCAGUCCAUUGUGGUGCAAACAAUUAGUGCACAAAAUGUUACUCUACCUCAUCCUGUGGGUGUUUCUGUGCCUCUGGCAUCCCAGAUCUCUGUACCUGGCACAGUAUCUGCACAACCUGGUUGCAGCGUUCCUUCUGUACAACAAACACUGAUUCAUAAUCAACCUCAAACAGCUUUUCUUCCAAAUCAGCCCCAUAUUCAUUAUUCUGAAGUUGACAUAGAUUUAAAUACCAAAGGCACUGGCAUUGAUGACAUCAAGACUUUGGAUGAAAAGCUUCGAUCGUUGUUCAGUGAACAUAGCAUUGGAGGGUGUCCUCACAUUUCAGCACCUUUAGAAAUGGGAUUGAAUGCAGAGUCUGCUACAAUUGAUAGUUUACUUGCUGCAGGCAAAGUAACUGGUAUCCCAGGGACUUCAACAGUUACUGUCCCGUCCUACCCAGUUGCUACCACAGGUUCUAUCAUGCCUCCUUCCAGUCUACCUCUUGGCCCUACAGGACUUCCAUUAACUAUCCAGCAACCUUUGACUCCUUCCAGUUAUCCAGCAGUUGUUCCUUCUGUGCCCAGUGGGCGACCAGGCACGCCUCCAUCCAAACCACCGCUUGGCAGAUUACCCGUGCAACAGUUAAGUACGGAAGCUCUUGACCAACAAUUAAAACAGGCUCUCACUCCACCCACUGAGCAGUUGCCACCUUUUCCAGGACCUUCACUAACCCAGUCACAACAACCUUUGGACACGUUGGAUGCCCAAUUAAGACGAGCCCUGAGCCCAGAGACUGUACAAAAUGUGCCUGUUUUUACAUCAGUGCAGAGUGUGGCUCCCAUGAAUGGCUCAGUGGUGUCUUCUGUUCAUAGUCUUAUACCAACCAGCUUGACUGCAGAAGGUCUUGUCCCACAGCUAGAUGAUAAUGUUGCUGUCUCAGAAUGCAAAUCUGACUCUCGUGAGGAAAAUGUCAUGACAAACACAGUUGCAGCUAUUGGUAUUGGAGCCGGAGUUGUGAAAAUGGGUCGAUUUCAGGUUUCUGUGGCAACAAAUGAUGACUUGUACCAGCAAACAUAUGAUGAACAAAGAGGGUGCAAGCAGAAACAUACUUCAGAUGAAUCUUCCUCUUCUGGGAGUCCCGAAAGUACACUUGUUAGACCACCUGUAAGUGGCAGCCAUGAAGACGUUGUGGAUGGUGCACCUAUAAUUGAAAGCAGAAAUAAUGAAUCCCUACCAUACCAAGAUCAAGAACCAGCCCAGCAGGCAAAAAUAGGACGGUUUCAGGUAACAACACGAAGAGACACCGUUGGCCGUUUUUCAGUGGCAAGGACACAAGAUGAAGUUACACUUGAGGCUGGCAAGAGAAACCUUCCUUGUGUUCCUAUGAGUACUUCUCCAUUAAUAGAACUUUCAUCAUUGCCAGUGGAUCAUGUUACAGAUCAAAUUUUACCACCUAGAGAAUCAAUCGAAUCAGAACAAUGUCUACAUACAAAUGGGCCUGUUUUUUCUGAGGUAGGACAGCCUCUUUCAAAGGAGCUGGGUCAAAUGGCAGUUGAUAGUGCAGGUAGUCCAGUCUCGCCUCAGUCAUCAGAAUCCAAAGGUACUGUUAUCCUGCAGAACCUUACCAAUUCCUUUAAUUCUUCUUACUUGAGCAGUGAUAAUGAUUCAGAAAUUGAAGAUGAAGAUAUGAGGAAAGAGCUGCAUCGGCUGAGGGAUAAACAUUUGAAAGAGAUUCAAGAAUUACAAUCACGACAAAAGCAGGAGAUUGAGGAACUUUAUAUAAAAUUGGGUAAGGCGCCACCUGCUGUAAUAAUUCCACCUGCGGCACCCCUGUCUGGACGUCGCAGACGACCCACAAAAGGGAAAAGCAGCAAGUCCAGUCGGAGCAGCUCUCAAGGACAGAAAAGUCCCUUACUUUCAGGGUCUUUAACUGUUCAGAGUACUUCAGCGUUGACAACACCACAGAUGCUCUUGCCACCCCAAACUUCUCAUGAAUUUUCUGUUUCUGGACAAGGUCAUUUGCUGAAACCCUCACCAUCCAGUGAAAAUUUGCACUCUGCUUUCACAAGUGAAGGGGUGAUUUCUGGGCAAAGUGUCUCUUGUACUGGACAAGGGAAGAUGGUGAAAAAAGUCUGCCCAUGCAACCAACUGUGUAGGACAACUAGCACAAAUGCAGUAAGUGGGGUUGGGCAAAUGGCCCAGCAACAACCAGCAAUGACGACUAGAAAAGGCACCUUCACAGAUGAUUUGCAUAAACUGGUAGACAAUUGGGCUCGAGAUGCUAUGAACCUUUCACAGAACAAACGUGGCAUCAAGCAGCAGGGUCAACCAGGCCAUCAUUACUCUGAAACAAUGCCAAGGAAGUAUUCAGCACCAGGUCAACUUUGUAUCUCCAUGACCAACUCUGUGGGAGGAUCUUCUGCUGCUUCAGUGGGUUCACUGAAUCCUUUUAGCAAGACACCUAUCUGCCAGUAUGGUUAUCCUGGAGCACCCUAUAGUGCCCAGUGGACUGGAGCACCUCCCCAACAACAACCAGGGAUUAUACCACCAACAGCUAGUCUUCAGUUUCAAGGAGUUGGUAGCACUUCACUACAGAGCUUUCCCUUGGGUACUUUGCAGAAAUCUGUCAGCAAUCCUACUGGAUCCAAUCUUAGGACAACAUAGAUGCUAGUUCUGGAUAUGUGUGAUCGAUAGAUUGAGUGUAAUUCAGGGUUUAAUGCCUCUGCUGAUGUUGCCAGGGAUAGGUCAUAGAGCUUCAAAGUAUACAAAUGGCUGACACUGCUUUUAUAUACACAGCAUCAUUGAGAGCUAUUUUACUAGUUCUGUUUCAAACAGCGUUCUGUGCGGACAUGUAUUUACCCAUCAGUUUUUGAUGUUCAAACACUGUGAUAUAAAUGUUGUUGGACAACAGUAGUAAAAGUGAAUUUAGAGGGUUUAAAGUUUUAAAGAAAAGCAUAAAAAAACUAAAGCUAGCUAUAAUCCAUACUUAUCAGAGACACUUUAACUUCCUUUGUUACUUCAUUGUAUUAGGUAAAUAAAUGUGAAUGUAAAAUUGUAUAAAUGUACUUGAAUACCUGUUUUCCCAGUAUGCUUGCUGGAUUCAUAGUGCCUUGUAUUGUGCUUCUGACUUGUCUGCAGGAAAGCACUUAGUGUCCCCAAACAGAGAAAUUAAAAAGGAAGAGAGCAAGUGAAGAUGGAGUUGUGGUAAUGUGGAUAGUCACACUUGUUCCUUAACAGAGCUGUUGUCACUGGCAGUGACUGAAAUGCCAUCCAUUCCCCCUAAAUGUGUUCUAAUACUUGUCCUUCCCUCCCAGUGAUAGCCUUUUAAUUAAUGAAAACGUGGAGUCACUUAAAGCUAAAGUAGUUUGUUUUCUUGUGUAGUUUAAGGGUCUGCAUUUUUCAGAAUUUUCAUCAAGUGCUGUUUCCAAAAAUGCAUUGAAAAACUAAUUUGCAUUUGAUUCUAUUAAGGUCACCAAGUCAAAAUAUUAUUUAGUAGUUUUUUAUCAGUAUGAAUAAUGCUGAUACAUAUUUAAAGUAGCAAGCCCUACAUGCUAAAACAUGUUUUAUUUUCCUUUGUUUUUAAAUUGGUGGAGGAAAAUUAGGUGCUGCAAAGAAUCCACCAUUAAUCUUUAAGUGUAAUUCCUCAUUGCAGUUUAUUGAUCAUCUAUUUAUUGUACACAUGACCAUCGUAAAAUUUACUUUGUAUUUUGAGGCUGUCACCAUUAAAAUAACUUUUGAAGCAACACAGAAACAAUUGUAUGAACCCUGGAUAUAUGGGAAAUGUGAAAAAUGACGUGGAAAAUUUUAAUCACUGAGGAAAGUCUUUCUCAAUACUAUCUUCUGGUUUUUCCUGGAAUGUAAAUCUUGAUAUCCAGAUAAAAUUUAGCAUUACCCAGUGUCUAUCCAGCAGAGAUCAUAUAUUUAGGCUGAGUGCACUAAUUUACAGUAACUUCCAAAUUCAAAAUCAAGCUAAUGUUUAAAAAAAAAUACAUAAUACAAUGUUUAAAAAGUCAGAUUUGUUUCCAGUAUGAACAAUUACCUUAAAAUGUGGGACUUUUUUUUUCUUUAACCUGACCCUGAGAAUGUUUACCCUUCCUCUUCACAUUUCAAUUGAAGCUACACAUUUAAUUUUGUUUUACCAGCUAUUUACAGAAAUGUGACUUGUGAAGAACUGGUUGAGGGAGUUGUGUUGCAGUUUUUAGUGAUAUGAAAAAUAAAAGGACAAAUAUACAAAAUUUGGAUGCCACGGUUGUUUUAGAGUUAAGUUUCAGUUUUCUGACUUCAUGAAAGAACUGUUAAAACCCUGCAGUUGUAAUUGUUGCAAACUGCAGGUGAGCACUUUAUUUUGUUUUUUUUUCCAAAUAAAUUGAGGAAGGUUGCACCAUUUAUUAAAAUAUUUUUUCAAUAUAAAUGAAAGGUUAGUUCUGCUGUAACUGUUACGACAAUUCUUGGAACUGAAGCAUUUUUUACUGCAGCACGUGUUGCAGACUGUUGCUGACAUGUGAGCCUUAAACAAUAUUGAAGAGUUGGGAAGCUUAAAAUCGAAGUUGUAGAGGUAGACAUACUAUAGUAAAUUAUUCCAUUAGCUCUUGUUUGGAACACCCAAACUCUAAGAAAAGCAUGCUUUGAAAUUAAAGUUCCCUUGUAAAAAAAAAGCCUGUUAUGAAGAAUACACUUUUGUCUCUUUCAAGACUUUAAUACAAAAAGCUUAGAAUUAUAGUGUAAUGUUAUUGUUAGUUGGAGGUGUAAUGGUAUUCUGUACACCUGCUUUGGGGAAGGGAGGGUUGGCAUUUCUUUUAUUUUAGACAGAUAGGCAUGAUAAAAACUUUUAUUUCUCUGUCUUUGCUUCCCUUUUAAUAAAAUUUGAACUGGUAUGAGGAUUGUUUCAGCAGGUGCUUUUGUAACUUCUACCCUAUGCUUAAUGAUAUUUCUUAUUCUGUCUGUGGAUUCCUUUCAAGCAAAGGAAAUAAAGGCAAGUACUGCAAUCAGUAUUAUUCCUUAGACUGCAAUAAACUGUGAAAAGUCCACAUAAUUACGUCGCUUUUAAUUUCAGAAUAACAUUUUUAGAUGAGUUACCUGACCUCAUGGGGGGGGGGGGGGGUACCCUAGAUCUCUGAAAUGUAUACUAUUUGCAUGGGGUUGAGGAGGUGGCUCAAGUUUCUAAGUGGUGAACUUUCUUCUAUGCCCAUCACUUCACCAUUCUUCCACCCCCAAACAAAAGAACUCCAGUGGAGGUUGAUGUAGAAUAUGCAAUAAAUAAUCCUGGGACUGCUAUUGAGAACAUGAUUUUGGUUACUUCAGAUUUUUGUUCCUUUUUAAGGACAGGCAGAGUUAUGAAUUUCAGUACAUGUAUGCUAUUCUUGUGCACUGGGAUGCAUAUUAAUAUAUUCUCUAUUGUGUUGCUCUAUAGUUAUGAAUUAUUAUCAUCCAACAUCUAAAGUAAAAAGCAGCUGGUGUUCAUUUAUUUUAAACUGGGGUGCAGAGCCCAUUUCUUCUCCCAUAUCUCUUUGUUUUGGGCUUUUUAAUGUGCAAAAAUUGGACCUAUUUAUUUUCCUUUUAUAUGGAAAACAAUUGGGGAGUAAAAUGUAUAAUUAUAAAUGCUACUGAUGUGCAUUAAAUUAUUUUCUGUAAUACCUUUCUCCCUACUGCAUCUACCCCUUCUCAUUGCAACAAAUUGCAGUCUUGAACCUCUUCUGUUGCUCUGGAGUUCAGUGUCUGUCCAAGAGAUCUUUCAUUAUUUAACAUUGUACACUGUAAAAUGUGGGGAUAAUUUGCAACAUGAAUUGUAUGUUUGCACUAAAUAAGGGUGUUGAGCUACAUGCAAGAUUGCGCUUUGCGCUGAAAUUUGUUACUUUCUUUGUAGAUUAUUAACUGAAAUCAUUCAAAUAAAAAUGAUCAAAAUCUCAA